CCUACCUUGAGCUCCUCCUGGCCGCCUCAGACGACACCACCCCAUCGCGACGUUAUCAAACCUUCUCUUACGGAUACCUGACCUUACAGCAAAGAGGCAUUGGGUGAUCUUGCGCACACGACACACACCUGACCGCCCUUUGUUUGCUUCUUCGCUUUCGCCUGUCCCUCCCGCCCUUCCCGUCCUGCAAAGUUGCCUUUUCCUUCCCAUCGCACUGACCAUCCAGGUGGCCAAUUGGGGAAUCACGGACGUUGCUCCCGAGGCCUGGGGAUCGACUGCCCGCCGCAUGUGUGUCGAAGAAGAUCCCUUCUUUCCUGCAUCGGCACCCGUUAUACCCUACUGCCGCACCUCACAAUCGGUCCAUCCAACCGCCUUCAGGCGCACACAGUUCACUCUGCAUCGUCGUCUCGCCUACGCCAACCUCGGUUUGCCCGCCUGAUAGUGCCGCUUUGAGAGCUGCAUGUCCAUCCUAGGCACCAUCCACUUCAAGAAACAAGCGCUCCAUACAUGGGAUUGCACCCCCGAGUGUGAAACGAAUCCUGCUUUGACGUACCUUAUUCUACUUUGCCUAUUCCACGCCCCCCUCUUUUGCCUACCUACCUACCAGGCUACCUUACCUGCGUACGAGCUCUGCGUCCGGUUGGUGUCUCGGUGCAACCUCCGGCAGUUUGUGACUGGACAUCGCUAGCUGCAGCUUCCCAAGCCAAGGAGUGUCGUGCAUCGCCUGCAAGAAAAGCCUUCAGCGGACCGUCAACUCCGAAGGGGUUGACUUGUACCUCCUUUCAAGCGCCGGAUCCCUUCCGCCACACCCUCUCUCUCUCUCAUCGAGCGUUGCGCAAAUCUCAGUCCUCCCCUGGGAUUUAUUGUAGCAACUAUGGCACCCCGCCAGGGCGGCUAUCUCCGCGUUCCGGGACAGGAAGACGACUUUUCCCGGAAGCAGCCUCGUCGCAGCCGCUCCGGUUCCUCCGGCCGAAGGCAAAAGGCUCUGCCUGGCGAGAAGCCUCUUCCGGCCCUCCCGCCGCCGACGCCGACGUCCGGCGCCACGUUUGUCGACAUUGAUCUCCACGGUGACGGCUCGCACAACUCGCCCAGUAACCGCCGUCGCGCCACCAUUGCUAUCGCGCUCGCCCUGGCCUUUGUGGGAUGUAUGCUCGCAUUUGUGGUCCUGGGCUUCGCCUGGGACAAUGGCGGCGUGAGACGGGGCCCGAACGCGUUGGACGGCUUGAAGAACCUCGAGGACUGCCCGUGUAGGCCGGACGAUGACGUGCCACAGUACUUCAGGACGAGUCCGGAGUUGUGGGCUGGCCCGACGGCGACUGGUAGACCUGCCUUUAUGGCGCAGACGAGAGUUAUUCCGACGGGAACCUUUGUGCCGAAUGCGCCGCUGCAGACGGAUAUCCCUAUCGAAGGAAUGGGAAGCAAGAAUGAGAGCAUUUUCAAUAUGAUGGGGUACCUUACCCCGUAUCAACCGAGUCCUGGCUUUGGUGUAGAGGAAUACGCGCUGCCGGAAGGAGCCGAUAUCGUCCAAGUUCAGAUGCUCUCUCGCCACGGAUCUAGAUAUCCCACCACGGGAUCCAAUGUAGCCGAUUUUGGGCAGCGCAUCGCAAAGGCUGGCAAGAAAUUGAACGCCAAGGGUGCUUUGAAGUUCUUGAAUAACUGGAAGUAUCAACUGGGACACGAGAUCCUGGUUCCGAAAGGGCGUCAAGAGCUGUUCGACUCUGGCAUUUUGCACUCGUACAUGUAUUCGUCGCUGUAUAAUCCGAACAGCAAGAUCAUUGUGCGAACAACUACGCAAGACAGGAUGCUGAAGUCGGCCGAGUACUGGCUGGCGGGUUUCUUCGGUCUCGAAUGGACAAACAAUGCCACCAUCGAGGUCAUCAUUGAACAAGACAGAGCGAACAACUCGCUCGCCGGCUACUUGAACUGCCCCAACGCUCGCAAGCAGAAUGGAGGCGACGAUGCUGCCAAGGUUUGGAUCUCGAACUACCUCGCCAAUGCUACUGCCCGGUUGAAAGAUCUGGCGGAAGGAUAUGACUGGACCAUCGAUGACACCUAUGCGGCUCAGACCAUGUGUCCUUACGAGACGGUGGCAUACGGCUUCAGCGUCUUCUGCGACUUGUUCACUUACGAAGAAUGGGUCGGCUUCUCCUACUCCGUCGACCUCAUGUUUGCCGGCAACAACGCGUUCCAGAACCCCACAGGUCGCGCUGUUGGUAUCGGCUAUCAACAAGAGGUCAUUGCGCGCCUCCAGAACCAUACCCUGGGCUACUCUGGGUCUCAGAUCAACGUGACACUCGACAACAACACAGUCACGUUCCCGCUCAACCAAAGCCUCUACUUUGACUUCUCCCACGACACAAACAUCGCCUCCAUCCUAACGGCGUUUGGCUUGAAGCAAUUCGCUCAACUCCUCCAGCCAACGCAGUACCCGGGCCCGCACAACUUCACCAUCUCGCACAUCACGCCCUUUGGCGCCCGGCUCGACAUUGAGGUCAUUAAGACGCCCAAGCCGUUCAAGGCCGACCGUUCCGGGUACGAGAAGGACGGUGGGGAGACCAAGUACAUUCACUUUGUCCUGAACCAGAGGACCGUGCCGCUGGGCUGGAGUUUCCCCGAUUGCGAUGUCACGAGAUUAGACGGCUGGUGCGAGCUCGAGACGUUUUUGAAUGUGCAGCAGGGUAUGCCUGAGCUGGCGGCCUAUGAUAGGGCUUGCCAUGGAGACAUUGAGACUGUUCCGUACGGGACUGUGUAUGAUGGUAGGCCCUUGUGAGGGGGUAGGUGCUUGUGACGAUAGUGCUGUUGGACCAUGGUUGUGUAUAUAUUUAAUGUUCUUUUUGAUCGAAGGUGAAAUUGCGCCUGUUUACUGUAGGGUCUGUAGGUGGUGUUUGAUUAAUCUAUUUGGGUGGCUUUUGCAUUUUCCGUGCAUUCCAGUGUUUUCAGCGGUGGAAAUCAACGCAGAGGUCGCCUUGGAUUCGCAUACAGUAUCCUAGUGCCGGG
Molecule: messenger RNA, 2997 nt
Organism: Colletotrichum scovillei
Lineage: Eukaryota; Fungi; Ascomycota; Sordariomycetes; Glomerellales; Glomerellaceae
Product: histidine acid phosphatase
Exons: 10
Coding region: 875-2770 (631 amino acids)
Molecular function (GO): acid phosphatase activity
Source: RefSeq, a predicted model, not a curated record